UGUAAUCAAAAAACCAGAGCCCUUGGGUUAUGCUCAAAAGUUUCAUUAUAUUUUUAUUCGUAUUCGUACUCGUAGCUUUAUGAAUAUCAAAAAAUAUAUUUAUGAUGCAGUAGAUGAUUUAAUAAAAACAAUAAGGACAACAACAAUUCCUAGUACUUCCUUAUAUAAAAAAUAUGUUAUAAAUUUAACUGCAAUUGCAACAAAAAUUCUGAAGAAAAUUGUUCGACUACAAGGAAUUUGCAUUAUAAUAAGACUGAUAUCAUUAAAGAGAUUUCUUCAAACUCCUAUAUCCCAACAGCAACAACAAUCAUUGGCGUUAUUUAAACAACAAACACCACAUUAUUUUUUAAGUAUACUUUCGACAUUUCCUACAUUCUCCACAUCUUCCACAUCUUCCACAACAAGUACAGCAAUUCACUCAAACAAUCAUCACAUCCGGAAUGGAUGUGUUAAUGGUGGAACAGCUGGCAGACAACCUAUGAAAGUAACUACGCAAUCCUUUGAAUUACCACAAAAUUAUCAAAGCCACAGUAUACGUGAUUCCAAAGUAGAAGUUACUGCUGUGCAGCACCGUCAGAAACGGCAGCGGCAACAGCGCCAACAGCGCCAACACCGCCAACAGCGGCUACAGCGCCAACAGCGACAACAGCAGCUGCCAACGUUUAGUAAAGGACUUUCAAAAUGUUCUUAUCCGAGUCAAAUUUUAGUAUUAAGGAAAUGUUUGUUGAAUAUUAGUAACGAGCCGUGCAAUAUUGGCAGGUACUAUCUGCCAAUUCUACAUCGAAAUCUUAUACUAUUGAUAUUGUUAUCGUCGCUGUGGCAUGGUUCAGAAUGUUUUCACGGCAACGUCAAGCCAAGCUUGAAUACUGUUAAGACCAAAUACGGUUCUCUACGCGGGGUUGUAGUGCGUUCAUCUCCUUUGGUAGAAGCUUACUUAGGCAUACCAUACGCAUCACCGCCUGUUGGAAGUCUAAGAUUUAUGCCUCCCAUAACUCCGUCAACAUGGAAAAAUAUACGCAAUGCCGACAGGUUUUCCCCAGUUUGUCCUCAGACUGUACCAAUUCCACCGAAUGGACCUGAAGCGUUAUUGGAAGUGCCACGAGCUCGUUUAGCACAACUUCGACGUCUGCUGCCAUUGCUUAAAAAUCAAUCGGAAGACUGUUUAUAUUUAAACAUAUAUGUUCCAUAUGAAAAUCGAAGACAUCUCCGUUCCACGAUUAACAGCGCUGAGAGAAACGAUGAACCUAAAUUAUCAACGAUUCUUUUCAUACAUGGUGAAUCAUAUGAAUGGAACUCCGGUAAUCCAUACGAUGGCUCUGACUUGGCAGGUCACGGCAAUGUAAUUGUUGUUACCAUAAAUUUCCGUUUAGGAAUUUUUGGAUUUCUCAAAACCGGCGGCAAAGAAAGUGCGCAGGGAAACUUUGGUCUUAUGGAUCUAGUAGCUGGCUUGCAUUGGUUAAAAGAAAAUCUUCAAGCAUUUGGUGGAGAUCCACAAAGUAUUACAAUUUUGGGUCAUGGAUCUGGCGCUGCUUUAGCUAACAUUUUGGUUGUAUCACCAGUUGCCAGUGAUCUUGUUCAAAGAACAGUCAUGGUUAGUGGAUCGGCGCUCUCACCUUGGGCAAUUCAAAAGAAUCCAUUAUUCGUUAAACGAAGAGUCGCCGAACAGACUGGUUGCCAUGGUGAUAUGCUCUACGAUGACUUAGCACCGUGCUUGCGUACAAAGAGCGUCAAUGAGUUGUUGGCUGUUAAAAUUGACCACCCAAGAUUUUUAGCUGGAUUUGCACCAUUUGUAGAUGGUACUGUCAUAUCACCAAAUGCCGAUCCAAUUGGAGCAAUAACACUGCCAUUGGGCUCAGCCAUUGUUAGUAUUUCAGGAAUUGAAUAUGCAAACUUCCCGAAACGUGAUCUCAUAUUCUGCCUCACAUCUAUCGAAUCAUAUUUGGAUUUGAGUGCACAAGAUUUGGAGUUUGGCUUUAAUGAAACUAGACGUGAUCGUAUUUUAAGAACUUUUGUUCGUAAUAAUUUUCAUUAUCAUUUAAAUGAAAUUUUUGCUGUACUUAAGAAUGAGUACACCGACUGGGAAAAAGCGAUACGUAAUCCGUUAAGCUCAAGAGAUGCAACUCUGUCAUUUCUUAGCGAUGGCCACACUGCCUCAGCAUUGAUAAAGCUUGGCUAUAUGCAUAGUUUACGUGGCGGUCGUAGUUAUUUUUUACAUUUUAAGCACAAAACAAUAGAGGAAGAGUAUCCACAAAGAACCGGUUCUGUUCGUGGUGAAGAUGUGCCUUUCUGGUUAGGACUACCUAUUUCGCCACUGUUUCCACAUAAUUACACAACUCAGGAAAGACAAAUCAGCCGUCUUAUGCUGCGGUAUUUAGCGAACUUCGCUAAAACAGGAAAUCCUAACCACUCUACACAAACAUCUGUGUUAUCAACGCCAACGUCCACAGCUGCUUUACGUCGCCAAAUACCAGAGCGUAUGCGUGAGCUGGAUUUGCAACAAGAGUACACAGCUGGUAUAGAUCACAUGAAAGUGAAGCGUUCCUCGCAAAAAUCUGAUUCAAUUAACAAAUACCUAAAUUUGACUGCUACCCGAAAUCAGCGAACUAUUAACGCAGCUGUAAGAGAAGCUUUCAAUUUGGCCAUACUCUACAAUCAGCGCCGAAGCAAUGGCAUGAGAGAUAAGCGUAUCAACCAUAAACGGCGAAUGCGUAGUAAUGAAGAUCCAAACUUAUUUAAUUCAAUAAAUAACUUUGGUGAAAUCGAUCAGGAUCACCUGCCCUUUUGGGAUGCUUAUGAUGUUGUCAAUCAAUUAUAUUUGGAAUUAGGUAAUAAGGCGGAAGUACAAAGCCAUUACAGAGGACACAAACUUUCAAUGUGGCUAAAUUUAAUACCACAGUUACACACACACUCAAAUAUAAAUGAUCAGUCUAUGCGACAUCAUCAGUUUCCAGAUGAUAUAAAUAGUCGAGAUUUAUAUGAUGGCGUGGUGCGUCCACAACUGCAAACAAAGCCUGCAGAUGAUGAAGAUACUGUGGUAAUUAAAGCAACAAAAACAACACCAGCGCCUAAAGUAGCUAAUGUAACAACUAAGCCACAUUUAAACAAUGAGCUAAUAGCUAUGGUAACCACAGAAUGUGGUAUCGAUGGUGUACUUUAUAUGUCAGAGCCCACAACACAAUCGCCAACCGACAAUCGCUCAUUGGUUGAAACACAAAAAGACUUAGCGACAGCAUCCACUGGAAUUAUAGGCAACUUAGAGGUGUUGCGUCGUCUAAGCGGCAAACAGUUUCAAAGCUACACGACUGCUCUCAUAGCUACCGUGGCAGUGGGAUGUUUUCUACUUAUUCUUAAUGUAUUGAUUUUUGCGGGUAUCUAUCAUCAACGCGAAAAGAGAGCGCGUGACGCUAAAACAAAAGAAGAAUUGCAAGACAAUGAUAAUAGCAAAAAUUCUAGUAUACUAAAGCUUAAUGCAGCAGGCAUCGCAAUUGGCGAUAGUGAAUCUUUCAGCAGUGGAAAAACGACAGUCGUAUUUGGAGAAUACAAUUGCUACGAUGAGAAAACAAAACAAUCUAAAGAUGAGAAACUAAUUGUAGACUUACCACCACAGAGUGCACACUUAUUAGAUGCAAAUAAUUGGGCCUGUUCGACGAGUACUUUGGAUUUAUUGAAAACCAAACAUCAUAACACCGUCGAUGUUAGUGGAUUUACAAUAACUACUGAACAGACCGAUCUCCAUUUGCAUCCUAUUAAUAACAUGGAAAUGGUUACCUAUAAUGCAAUACCAAUAACCACUGUUAUCGAUACGACAUCGUUACAAAAUAAGCGCGGUUCUUUUGUCGAUACUUCCAAUCAUCUGAGUCAGUUUGAUUAUGCAGUACAAUCUUCGGAUCAAUUAUCAUUCAAAGAAAUUGAAAAUGCUGUAAAAGCUGCAUCGGAGGACAUGGUUCAUGAUAUGGAUGAUGAUAUACCAGAACCACCUCCGCCGCCAAAAUCAUUUCAAAAUAUCCAAUUACAACAACAACAGCAGGCAGGUAUAUUGCGUCAAUCAGGGUCAAGCUCUAUCUCAACAACUGGCAGCAAAAAACGUGUACAUAUUCAGGAAAUUUCUGUCUGAUUGGAAUCAAAUAUGGAUUUAGUUUAGUUCUAGUUUAAUUAGUAUCAUUUCUCAAAAGUCCUUAGUGAAUUCCUGUGUUCCACUCGUUCGUAGUUAAGUUCUAAUUUUAUAGUCAUAUUUUUUAUAGACAAUUCGAGUGUGUAUAUUAUGUAAAUGUGUUCUAUGUGUAC
Molecule: messenger RNA, 4284 nt
Organism: Teleopsis dalmanni
Lineage: Eukaryota; Metazoa; Arthropoda; Insecta; Diptera; Diopsidae
Exons: 12
Coding region: 80-4114 (1344 amino acids)
Biological process (GO): synaptic vesicle endocytosis; presynaptic membrane assembly; postsynaptic membrane assembly
Cellular component (GO): postsynaptic membrane; cell surface; synapse
Molecular function (GO): signaling receptor activity; neurexin family protein binding
Source: RefSeq, a predicted model, not a curated record